This is a messenger RNA of Prorocentrum cordatum, 2669 nucleotides long. Lineage: Eukaryota; Dinophyceae; Prorocentrales; Prorocentraceae. The record is from the annotation of a GenBank genome assembly.
CCCAUGCGCCAUUUUGCAGUUUAUUCCCCGUCCGUCCUCCCCGAACUUUCCUUUUGCAGACUAGUGUUGUACGCUCGUUCGGCGAUGCGAGGCCGCAUCGUCAGCCCCUUCCUCGGGACGGCCCUCGCCCUGGACCUCGGCAGCUGCACGGAUCGGAGUCGGAGCUGACGCGCAAGCCGGGAAUGUUCAGGCGGGUGCUGGGGCCCGGGGAGCGGAGCCUGGCGCCGCUGCGCGGGCUGCAGCCUGUGCCGGCGGCGCCCGUCCGCCCGCCCUCGCCGUCGGACCGCAGCGUCGCCUCCUCCGUCCGCGGGGGCCUCGCCGGCUCCAAGGGGAGAUCGUCGCAGUCCGCGCCGAUGCUGCCCAGCCUGGACAGGCACCGCGCCGAGAAGCUGCUGCAGAAGCAGCAGGCGCAGUGCGCCAGCAUCCUGGAGAAGGUCCAGGUGCUCGAGGCAAUGAGGUCCGCUGGCCGGCUCCAGGACCCCAGGCGGCGGCUGCGCGGGCCGAACCAGGUCAUGUCGGCGGCCGUGCUGCAGCCGCUGCCGCCGCUGCCCCAGCUGCCCGCGGGCCUGGUCAUCGGCGUUCCCGCCGCGGCCCCCGACGGCUGGGACGGCGGUGUGCCGCAAGAGCCCGUGCCAGAAGACCUCCCGGAACAGCAGGGCGGCGAGGCGACGCUCCAGGCGUGGCCCGAGGAGGCCGAGGCGGCGCCCAGCGGCGCCAGCCCGCGGGGCUCCGAGGCGCCGUGCGCGGCGCCCCCGGCCGCCCCCGAGGCGGCGCGGGAGCCCAGCCCGCGCGAGGGCGGCGGCCGUUUGACGCCGCCGAGGCUGGAGAGGUACACCGGCAGGAGCCCGGAGGCGACCUGGCUGCCCGUCCCGGAGGAGGCCGCUGCGCCCCCCGCGCCGGAGGACGCGGCCGCGGCCCAGGCGGCGGCGGCGGCCGUGGCCGCGGACUUCUCCACCUGGGCGGAGGAGGAGCGCCGCGCGCGCGCCGCGAGGCUCGCGGCGCGCCAGACGCGCCAGCAGCGCGACGCUGGCGACGACGAGCUGGCCGCGGCGGUGGCUUCCGAGGCCGGGCACGAGGAGAGCCUGACCGCCGCGCGGGAGGAGGCGCGGCGGGCGCGGCGCGCCCUGGAGGAGGCGCAGCGGACCUCGGAGGAGAUCCGCGCCGCGGAGGCCGCCCGGGAGGAGGCGAGGCGGCUCGAGCAGCUCACCGUCUUCGACGCGGCGCCCGGCACUGACCAGUCCACUCGUGCGGCCUUCCGCGCGCAGCGGCGGGCGGAGGCUCAGGGCGGCGCGCUGGCCAGGGCCAAGGCCGCCGUCGGCAGCGGCGACUGGGACCUGCAGGCCGCCGAGGUCGUCGGCGAGGCUGCGGAGGCCGUGCAGCGGGAGCGCGUGGCAGCCGAGGCUGCUGCGCGGCGGGCCGAGGAGCUUCUGGCCACAGAUGCAGCGGCGGCUCUCGGAGCAGAGGCGGAGCUCGCGGCCGCCCAGGUGGAGGAUGAGCGCCUGGCUUUGGAGGCGGGUGCGACAGCGCAGGCCGAGGAGGACCGCGCGGCCGCGGAGGCAACGGAGGCCGCGAGGCAGGCCGAGGAUGCCGCUCUGGCCGAGGAGGAGCAACUGGCCGCGGAGGCGCAGGCCGCGAGGCAGGUCGAGGAGGAGCGCAGGGCCCUGGAAGCGGAGGUUGCCGCUCUGGCCGAGGAGGAGCGACUGGCCGCGGAGGAGGAAGAGGCCGCGAGGCAGGCCGAGGAGGACCGUACUGCCGCGGAGGCGGAGGCUGUCACCUUGGCCGAGGAGGAGCAACUGGCCGCGGAGGCGCAGGCCGCGAGGCAGGUCGAGGAGAAACGCAUGGCCCUGGAAGCGGAGGUUGCCGCUCUGGCCGAGGAGGAGCGACUGGCCGCGGAGGAAGAGGAGGAGGAGGAGGCCGCGAGGCAGGCCGAGGAGGACCGCACUGCCGCGGAGGCGGAGUUUGCCACUCUGGCCGAGGUGGAGCAACUGGCCGCGGAGGCGCAGGCCGCGAGGCAGGUCGAGGAGAAACGCAGGGCCCUGGAAGCGGAGGUUGCCGCUCUGGCCGAGGAGGAGCGACUGGCCGUGGAGGAGGAGGAGGAGGAGGAGGCGCAGGCCGCAAGGCAGGUCGCGGAGGAACGCACCGCCAUGGAGGCGGAGGCUGCGGCUCUGGCCGAGGAGGAGCAGCGGGUCGCGGAGGCGCAGGCUGCGAAGAAGGCCGAGGAGGACCGCACGGCUGCGAAGGCGGAGGCUGCCGCUCUGGCCGAGGAGGAGCGACUGGCCGCGGAGGCGCAGGCCGCAAAGCAGGCCGAGGAGGACCGCGCGGCCGCGGAGGCGGAGGCUGCGGCUCUGGCCGAGGAGGAACGCGCGGCCGCGGAGGCCGCGAGGCAGGCCGAGGAGGACCGCGUGGCCGCGCAGGCGGAGGCUGCCGCUCGGGUCGAGGAAGAUGCAGAGGCUGCGCGGCAGGCCGAGCGGGUCAGGGUGGAGGCGGCCCUGCUCCGCGCGGAGCAGCGCCUCGCCGCGGAGGCCGCGGAGGACGCGGCGGAGGCGGCGAGGCACGUCGUACGGGUCACCCGCCGCCAGCGGGUGGAGGUGGCAGCCGCGCCGGGGGAGGCCGGGAGCACGCCCGUCGCGGGCGAAGCGCAGUACGAGUCCAAGGUGGACUCCUGGUAG